This is a messenger RNA of Sardina pilchardus (European sardine), 702 nucleotides long. RefSeq names its product pro-opiomelanocortin-2-like. The coding region runs from base 1 to 702 and encodes 233 amino acids. Gene Ontology annotation, biological process: neuropeptide signaling pathway. Gene Ontology annotation, cellular component: extracellular region. Lineage: Eukaryota; Metazoa; Chordata; Actinopteri; Clupeiformes; Clupeidae. Gene Ontology annotation, molecular function: neuropeptide hormone activity. The record is from RefSeq and is a predicted model, not a curated record. The transcript is spliced from 2 exons.
AUGCUGAGAGGACUGAAGAUGCUGUGUCCUGUGUGGUCCUUGGCUGUGGCGGUGCUUUGCACACUCACCAUGGAAGUCAGCAGUCAGUGCUGGGAGAGCGCCCACUGCCAAGACCUCAGCACAGAGGAGAACAUGUUGGAGUGCAUUCAGCUGUGUAGGUCAGAGCUCACAGCUGGGAGCCCAGUCCACCCUGACCAGGGCCACCUCCAACCCCCAGCGCCCGAGGGGACCGACGUGGACGCCCUGCCCGUCCGCAACCUCGCCGCAGCAGGCUCCCCCGAGGUGAAGCAGGCCUCCCCCAGGCACGAGGACAAGCGCUCCUUUGCCAUGGGUCACUUCCGCUGGGGCAAGCCGGUUGGUCUAAAGAGCAGACCUGUCAGGGUGUUCAUCGAUGGGAACCCCGACGGCGUGAAGGAGGAGCUGGCCGAGCAGGGGGAGCAGGGGGAGCCGGAGGAGCCGGAGGAGAUGCCGCGCCCGGUGCGUAGCGACGGCGAGGCGGACGAGAAGGAAGCGCUGGCCGAACUGCUCCAGCAGAAGCAAGACGGUUCGUUCAAGAUGAACCACCUCAGGUGGAGCGGCCCGCCGGCCGGCAAGCGUCACGACGGCUUCAUGAAGUCGUGGGACGAGAGGAGCCAGAAGGCUCUCCUCACGCUCUUCGACAUCGUCACCAACAAGGACGGACAACAGAAGACACGUCAGUAA